AUGCAUAUACUCGGCAACUCUACACCAAAGGGUAGUGGGUGUGGCCUGUACUGAUUCAAACCCGUGUUUCAAGCAUGCUUUAUAUCACUUUUUACUACUUGAAGCAACCCCAGUGGGUUGCUGCCUUUGGAAUUGGAGGGCAAAAGAAAAUGAUGAUUGCAUAAAAUACCUUUUAAUAAACAUGGAAAAUGGGUGGGUCAGGCUUGGGUUGGGUUAUUGUAGAUCAUGGGUUAAACAAGCUAGAUCAAACGAGUUUGCAGGUUAGAAAAGGCAACCCAUGACACCCAUUUCACAAUUUUGCUAGUUGUGACUGCACCCAUAUGUGUCAGCGGUCAAAUGGGUUCAGGUGUCAAGAAACCUUACAAAUGACCCAUUUUAUGUGGGCAGACUAGGUCAGGUUGGCAAGUUGUGUCAAUUUUUGUCAAUUUUUUAAAUGACACUGCUAUAUGAAAUUUGAAAGAAUCUUAGUUAUGUUAGAAAAUAGUGGGAAUGAGUUUGAAAAUGAAAAUAAAUUCAAGUUCAACAUAUCUAAGAAUUCAGAUAGCAUUCAGAGAUGGAGUUCAGAAUCUCUUUGGACAAAGGUGUUUAUUAUUAUUGUUAUUAUUAUUAUUAUUUUGCUAGAACAAAGUCAUCCGUAUUAUGGCAUUUAGAGAAUCAAUUACAUUAAUGGUUGAUUGAUAUAAUUAUGGUAUUAUGUUAGUGUAGUAGAUUUAGGGUUUUCUAAGUUAGUGUGAGUAGGUCCCCUAAAGCGUGUAUAAAAGCUCCCCAUAUACUAAAUUUUACAGUACAGAAUAAUGCAAAAUGCCUUUCUUCCACUUUUCUCCUCUUAACUUUUCCUUUCUUCCACUUUUCUCCUGUUUUUUACCUGUUUUGAUUUUUCUUUACCAGGAUCAAAAUCGAAGGUUAGUUAGUCUUAGGUUUCUGAUAUUUUUGCUUCCACUUGGUUUUUCUUAUUGUUGAAAAAAAAAAAAGUUUAUUUUUAGGGUUUGUUGCAUCUCCUCGGUCCACCAAUGGGUAUAAGGUUAGGUUAUCUCUUUCGGUUUUGGUUCUCCCUAUGGUUCUUUUGUUUAGGCCUACGUUUACUAUGCUUGUGGAUUGUGGUUUCUGGUUUUUUAUUUCAAUUUUAAACAAUUUUGUAACUACUGACAACUAAAAUUAAAAACAAAAA
Molecule: messenger RNA, 1168 nt
Organism: Rubroshorea leprosula
Lineage: Eukaryota; Viridiplantae; Streptophyta; Magnoliopsida; Malvales; Dipterocarpaceae
Source: the annotation of a GenBank genome assembly